AUGCCUCUGUCUCUACUCGGGAAGAAGUCUGCUAAGAUGCAGGGCGUCAGGGUGUCAACGAUGGAUGCAGAACUCGAGUUCGAGCUCGAGCAAAAAGCAACCGGUCGAGACCUCUUCGAGCUCGUCUGCCGCACUAUCGGUCUACGGGAGAUUUGGUACUUCGGCUUACAAUUUGUUGACGCGAAAGGGUUCCCGACGUGGCUCAAACUCGAUAAGCGGGUCGACAAGCAAGAUUGCAAGAAACCUUUGUCGUUCCUGUUCCUGGUGAAAUUUUACCCCGAAGACGUUUGUGAUGAGCUGAUCCAAGAAGUCACCCAGCAUCUGUUCUUCCUCCAAGUGAAACAAGCCAUCCUACAACAAGAUAUUUAUUGUCCUCCGGAAGCCUCGGUUUUGCUCGCCUCGUAUGCGGUCCAGGCGAAAUACGGGGACUACGAUGAGUCGACAUACACGCCCGGUAUGUUGGCGAACGACGACCUCCUCCCUCAGAGGGUUAUAGAUCAAUAUCAGAUGACCCUUGAGAUGUGGGAAGAGAGGAUAAAGGUGUGGUAUGCCGAUCACAAGGGUAUGACGAGAAAUGAAGCCGAGAUGGAGUAUCUCAAAAUCGCGCAAGAUCUCGACAUGUACGGCGUUAGCUAUUUCAAGAUUUGUAAUCGCAAGGACACGGACCUGUGGUUGGGAGUGUCGGCAGUUGGUCUCAAGAUCUAUGAUAAAGACAAUAAACUCACGCCAAUGAUAACUUUCCCGUGGUCCGAAAUCCGGAACAUUUCCUUCGAUGACAGAAAGUUCAACAUCAAACCCGCGGAUAAAUCAUCGCCAAAUUUCCUUUUCUACUCCUCCAAAAUCAGAUUGAAUAAAUUAAUACUGGACCUAUGCAUGGGCAACCACGAGCUCUACAUGCGGAGACGCAAGCCCGACUCUAUGGAGGUGCAACAGAUGAAGGCCGCAGCGAAAGACAGCAAGAUGCGCAGACAAUACGAGCGGAAUCUCCUCGAAAGGGAGAAGAAAUUACGAGAAGAAGCUGAACGAGAGCGGGUGGAAUUGCACCAACGACUCCUGAUCUCUCAGGAAGAAGCUCGAGUGGCACACGAAGCUUUGCAGAGAUCCGAGCAGACCGCAGACCUACUCGCCGCAAAAAGUAGGAUCGCGGAGGAGGAAUCCCUUUUGCUACAGAGGAAAGCAGAAGAAGCCGAACAAUUGAAGCUCCAGUUCGAACGAGAGAUGGCCAAAUUCGAGACGAAAGCCAGAGAAGCGAAAGAGGCGGAAAUCAUCGCGCAGCAGUUGUCGGAGGAGAAGAUCGAGGAAAUGAAUAUGCUCCGGAAGGAACUUUCCCGACUGAGAGCCCUUCAAGCUUCGAGCGCACAAGUUUCCACCAACAAUAUAACUUGUGUCAGUAGCCCCAGCAGCAACGUCAGCGCCGGAAACAACAAACAAUCUGGCAACACUAACAGCAGCGUUGGUGGAAGCUCCAUCACUAACAUUAAUAACAAUAGUAGCAACAUGAACAACUUCAACUCUGUAAGCGUGAACGGGAGCGUGACCCCGGUUUCGUCUGAUCUCGAGGAUUCGUCCGUCAUAACUCAAUUGGCAGAACAGCUCGAACGCGAGAAGAGCUCGUACAUGGCCAAAACGAGCAGCGUGCAGAAGCAGCUGAUUCAACUCAAGAACGACAUCCUGGUCCUGAAGAAAUUGGAAACAACGACCCCGAUGGAUCAAAUAUACGAACAGAAACAAGCGAGUGGUGUCGACAGACACGCGACGUAUCGUAAAACGACCCAGGGUGCCACUAAGAGUCGCGUCGCAUUUUUCGAACAGCUUUAGGGAACGCAGCAACAUGGCGGGGGUGGCAAGCUUUGGCUGACUUGGC
Galendromus occidentalis (western predatory mite) is the source of this 1864-nucleotide messenger RNA. It is a transcript of the gene Mer, whose product is annotated as ezrin/radixin/moesin family protein merlin. Gene Ontology annotation, molecular function: actin binding. The record is from RefSeq and is a predicted model, not a curated record. Gene Ontology annotation, cellular component: cytoskeleton. The transcript has 9 exons. Bases 1 to 1818 code for a protein of 605 amino acids. NCBI's taxonomy places the organism in Eukaryota, Metazoa, Arthropoda, Arachnida, Mesostigmata, Phytoseiidae.